Messenger RNA from Funneliformis caledonium, 133 nucleotides. Lineage: Eukaryota; Fungi; Glomeromycota; Glomeromycetes; Glomerales; Glomeraceae. The record is from the annotation of a GenBank genome assembly.
AACAGCAAAAGAUUCAAAAGAAGCAUUAAAAAAGAAGGAUAAGAAGGAUAAUAUUUUCACUUCUUCUACUGAUACGGGAGUGCAAUGGCCUAUUAAUCACUUAACAGAUAGAGAAGAAGUAUUAAACCAAUAA